AUGGUGGAAUGUUAUUACAAGGAGAAAUUGGAAUGCGACUGGAUGUUCCAUGCAGCUCCCAAGACUUCCAAUGUGAAGGGUCACUUAUUCCUCAAGGCCUAUAACGGGGAACAUAAAUGUUGUGCUGGUUAUAGUGAUGGAACAAAGGCUGAUCCGGUUACGCGCGAACUUAUCAAGAGUUUGAUAUUUGAGCAGAUUGAACAGAAUCCCAACAAGAAAGCCAGGGAUAUUGUUAGAGAACUCAAAACCGUGAAGAAACACGAUCCAGGUAGUAGGGCUGAUUUAGUUGUUGAAGGUGGCGAGUUUAAGAGUUUGUUCUUAGCCUUCGAUGCUUGCAUCUCUGGUUUCGAAUAUUGUCGCCCGGUACUGUUCUUGGAUGCAACUUUCCUAACUGGAAAAUUUAGGGGUUGUCAUAUGGCGGCUACCGGGAAGGAUGCGAAUAAUGGAAUACUUACCCUGGCAUAUGGUAUCGUAUCAGCUGAAACUGUUGAGAAUUGUCAUUGGUUCUUGAAGAAACUAGAAUCUAUCUUGGGUCCUCGUGUACUAACUUUUAUUUCGGAUCACCAUGAGGGUUUGAUCCAAGGGAUUCGUGAUGUUUUCCCAACUUUCUAUCAUGCUUGGUGUUACCAGCAUUUGAAGAAUAAUGUCCGUAGUAAGACCAACAAGAAAAAGGGAGAGCAUUGUGCUGCGAUGGGUUUGUUCAAAGAAUGUUUCUAUUCAUCGACUCAUGAAGGCUUUGAUCAGGGUAUGCAAAAGUUGAAGGAUAUGGGAUGUGAUGGUCUUCACAAAUUCUUGAGUGAGAUUCCAGUGGAAUGUUGGUCCAAUGCACAUUGUCUGGGCUGUCGUUACGACGACAUGUGUUCAAACAUUGCAGAGUCCUUCAACUCUUGGAUCAAGGAAGAAAAAGGUAUGCCUAUUGCAAUACUUGUUAACUGGAUCAGACUUAAAAUUAUGGAACAGAUGAGUGCAAGGAAGAGGAAGGGGGCGACGUAUAAAGGAUUCAUUUGUCCCAGGCUAGAGAAAAAAGUGUUGGCUUCCAUUCGUGUUGGUGUCCAGUGGAUAAUAACCAAGUCUGGUGACAUGGAGUGGGAAGUUUUUGAUGGAAAGCACACGCAUGCUGUUAAUAUUGCGAGGUUUCAGUACAGCUGUAGGGUUUGGUUUACUGAGAAGUUCCCUUGCGAUCACGCUAUUGCGUGUAUGCAUUCAAAUAACAUCAAUGUUUACGAGUACAUUAAUCUGUAUUUCAGCAUUGCUAGAUUCCGUGCUUCGUAUGAUCGUCCUAUCAAGCCCAUUCCUGAUUAA
This is a messenger RNA of Papaver somniferum (opium poppy), 1302 nucleotides long. RefSeq lists its product as uncharacterized. The record is from RefSeq and is a predicted model, not a curated record. Lineage: Eukaryota; Viridiplantae; Streptophyta; Magnoliopsida; Ranunculales; Papaveraceae. Bases 1 to 1302 code for a protein of 433 amino acids. The transcript is spliced from 3 exons.